AUGGAAGAUGAAAAGAAUCACACAGGUCCUCUUAUGAUUGCGCUGCAGUAUAAUGACCUGUUUGACUUGGACUCGAUCUCAGCAAUGACUGCGUCCACAAACACAGAUGAUGCAGUACCCAAAGACAGAGCAGUCACUUUUAUUAAGGCUGUGCAAAUAGUGAAUGAGAGACUUGUGGAACAGAACAAGACCGAAUCUUUGCUUUUUGAAGUGAUCCUCAUUGCAAAGGAGUGUUCUGAAGAAAUCAAAAUGAAUAUCGUUGAGAGUGUAAAGUAUUAUGGUCUAGAAAUAGUCAAAAUUUUCUUUUGCAAAAAGGAAGAACUCAUAAAUACUCUUCAGUUAAACAACGUUAAGCUGUUCCUCUCUACUGACAAGGAUGAUGUCUAUGAAGUUCUGCAUAUAGGAAUUCCAGCUGCUGUGCUGUACGAACAGUCUGAUGAUCACGUUCUCAAUCAGCUCAAGGUCAUUUUCUCAGGUGAUGUUAUCGGUUUCUCUGAGGAUUCACUUGAUAGUCUUUCAGAUUUUGGAUUCAGUGAAACCCAAAUAGAGACCUUCAAAGAAGCAAAGAUCUGCAUGAAGGAGUUUGCCGUUCUGAUCGGUCAGAUGAGGAGGAAGUUUGGGCAAGAGAACAGCCCUCUCUGCAUUUGUGUUUUAACAGCAUGGGGCUCUACAAACGUCUGUGCGUCUGCCCUGAAAACUCUUCGGGAAUGGGGUCUGGAUGUGGAUGAGGCAUUUUGUCUGGCUGGAGCUCCCUGCAGCCCCAUACUGGCUGUAGUUAAACCCCACAUACUCUGGGAUGGUGGCCUUCACAACAUGAGGGACUUGUCCGCCCAUUCAUGAGAGUUAGUAGCAUUAAGCUGGACACACAAGUGUGGCUUACCUUUCAUUUUAAUCAGGUGCCAAUUCUGUUCUUUUGCUGUUACACUUGACUUUGUAUGUAUUAUUCACAAGGGUUAUGUUGUAAAAUAAGAAUCAUUCAUAUGGGGUGAUUUGGGUUUAAUAGUGAUUCACAGUACUACAUAUAGACUUUCUAGGGGUUUAUAUGAAGCUUUUCUAUGUUUACAAAAAUGAUAGUACAUGCUGACUGUAGGAAUCAAUUAAAAACAAGUUUAAAUACCCCCCAAAAUCUACUGAAAUUAAAUGGAGCCAUAUGUACAAGACGCAAUAUGAGCAAAGUCUGAGCACAAAACAUAAUAUAUUUUAUAUAUACACUGAAAAUACUGAAAUUUAAUUCACAGAGUCAACGUGCUUGCACCAUCAUUAAAGUUGAUACAAACAUGGAUUGGGCUGAAUUUCAGUAAGGCACUACUUUCAGUUAAAUAGCUGUGAUUUCAUAUAUUGAAACAAACAAAUGAUAUAAUACAUAUAAUAACAUCAAAGGUAUAGUU
This is a messenger RNA of Sinocyclocheilus anshuiensis, 1388 nucleotides long. Its product is annotated as cytosolic 5'-nucleotidase 1B-like. The record is from RefSeq and is a predicted model, not a curated record. The transcript has 7 exons. Gene Ontology annotation, molecular function: magnesium ion binding; 5'-nucleotidase activity; nucleotide binding. Bases 1 to 840 code for a protein of 279 amino acids. Gene Ontology annotation, cellular component: cytoplasm; cytosol. Gene Ontology annotation, biological process: adenosine metabolic process; nucleotide metabolic process. Lineage: Eukaryota; Metazoa; Chordata; Actinopteri; Cypriniformes; Cyprinidae.